Messenger RNA from Daucus carota subsp. sativus, 2888 nucleotides. RefSeq names its product wall-associated receptor kinase-like 1. Gene Ontology annotation, cellular component: plasma membrane. Lineage: Eukaryota; Viridiplantae; Streptophyta; Magnoliopsida; Apiales; Apiaceae. Gene Ontology annotation, biological process: protein phosphorylation; cell surface receptor signaling pathway. Bases 45 to 2588 code for a protein of 847 amino acids. Gene Ontology annotation, molecular function: ATP binding; calcium ion binding; protein serine/threonine kinase activity. The transcript has 5 exons. The record is from RefSeq and is a predicted model, not a curated record.
CAUUAUGUAUUGUAUACUCAAAGUUAAACAACAACAUAGUACAGAUGUCUGCAAAGUUGUCGAUACAGAUGAUGAUGCUAGUCAUGUUAUUAUUCUUCACAAAUCAAGCCUUUGCUAAAAAUACCAAAAAUUCUGUAGCAAAGCCUGGAUGUCAAGCCAGCUGUGGCAACCUGAACAUCAGUUACCCAUUCGGGAUCGGAGAAAAAUGUUCAGCUUCUAAGGCCAUGGUGAUAUCAUGCAACAACUCUUUUAGUCCACCUAAAGCUUUCCUCAGGGACCAGAACUUUAACAGUCUGGAGGUUCUGAAUAUUUCACUAGAAGCUGGGACGGUUCACAUCAACUUUCCAGUGACUGCUGAUUGUACGAAUACAGGAAAUGAUCAAGUUUCUCAAGAAGUUCGUUUAGAAUUGCCACUUACAUUCUCGAACAAUGAUAAUCGGUUCACUGCCAUGGGCUGCAACAAUCUUGCUUAUUUGUCAGCAGAGGACUCUGUGGCGGAACAUGGAGGGUGCCUGUCAAGGUGCAAUCCAUCAGUGAAAAAAGACAACAGUUGUUUCGGGAUAAAUUGCUGCCAAACGAAGUUCCAGCAAUCUUUGACGUUCGUCAAGCCAUCGUUAAGCAACGGGAGCUCAUCAGCGUCAGGAUGCAACGAGGGGCCGAGGUAUGCAUUCAUUGCUGAUCAGAAGUGGUUUGCAAAGUUGGAAGAUAUCUACAGUGUGCAAACUAUGGAAAAGGUUCCUGCGGUGCUAAAUUGGAAACCAUUUGGGACCUGUCAAACCUUUAUUCAAUCCGAUCCCAUCCCAAAUGCCACCUUGUGUGGAAGGAAUGCUUUUUGUACAAAUCAAAGCUUGUGUUCUUGUAGCGAAGGAUACGAAGGAAAUCCUUAUUUGCCGAAUGGAUGUCAAGAUGUCAAUGAGUGUGGAACAAAUAUACGCCCUCAACCAAGACAAACACCUAUGACACCGUUAUCUAAAGGGACACCAAAAAAAUUAUACAUGUACCAUGUCACAAAUUCGCCACCGGAAUCCCAAGGACCGGCCCUUCGAGGAAACUCCCUCGGAUUGAACAAAUGUGAGCAUUAUUGUACCAAUACACCAGGAAGCUACACUUGCUCAUGUCAAGAUGGUUGGGUCCUUGUUGACAAAUUUAAUUGCGUGAAGUCAGAGGUCAUAUACAAGAAUGUCCCAAAGGGUAGUCGCAGAGGCAGGAAAGGUGCAGUCUUAGCAACAGCAGGCACUUGUGCUGGUGUAGGGGUGGUCUUGGUUUUUACAUAUUACUUGUACGAAGAAGCAAGACAAAGAAGUAUACGUAGAUUUCGGCUGAGGUUGUUCAGAUUGAAUGGCGGCCCGCUAUUACGACGAUCAUCUUCUGGCCAACAAAAUGCGGAGACAACCGAAUUGUUUACCGCAGAGGAGAUGGAGACAGCAACUGACCACUAUAACGAAGAUCGAAUCGUGGGAGAAGGAGGAAAGCGUACCGUUUACAAAGGAAUGUUGGCUGAUGGAAGAAUAGUAGCAGUGAAAAAAACCAAGAUAGAAGAUAAAAGCAAAAUCGAAGAUUUCAUUAAUGAGGUCGCGGCUUUAUCACGAAUGAAGCACAGAAAUGUAGUAAAUCUAUAUGGAUGCUGCUUGGAGACAGAGGUCCCUUUGCUGGUUUAUGAGUUCAUCCCUAACCGAACACUUAUGCAGUACAUCCAUGAGGAUGAUGAAUAUUUUUUGCUCACGUGGGAUGUCCGCGUACGUGUGGCCAUAGAAAUUGCAGAAGCUCUCGUCUGUUUACACUCUGCUGCACCUACUCCAAUAUAUCACCGAGAUAUUAAGUCGACAAAUAUACUUUUUGACGACAAGUACAGAGCAAAAGUGGCAGACUUUGGAAUUUCAGCAUCAUUUUUUAUUGAUCAAGAAGUGGAAGACUCUGGAACUUCAGCAACAGUUUCUAAUGAUCAGAAAGUGGCAGACUUUGGGACUUCGACAUCAAUUUCUAAUGAUCAGAAAGUGGCAGAUUUUGGAACUUCGGCACCAAUUACUAGUGAUCAAAAAGUGGUAGACUUUGGAACUUCAACAACAGUUUCUACUGAUAAAACUUACCCGACUUCGAGACUCCAAGGUAGAUUCGGUUACUUAGAUCCUGAGUAUUUUCAGUCAGGCCAAUACACAGAUAAAAGCGAUGUUUAUAGUUUUGGGGUAGUUCUUGUUGAGCUUUUGACUGGACGGAAACCAAUCUUGGCUGCUAGACUUGAUGAUGAAGCACGAGGUUUAGCAACACUUUUUAUAUUGGCAGUAGAAGAAGAUCGUAUAUUUGAGAUUGUUGAUUCACGGAUCUUUAAUGAGGAAAGAAAGGACGAAAUGAUAGCAUUUGGUGACAUUGCAUAUAAAUGCUUGAACUUGAAUGGAAGCAAAAGGCCGACAAUGAAAGAAGUUGCAGAGGAGCUAAAGAGUAUUAGAGAUACACGUGAAUCACCUAUUGCUCAAGAAAUCUAUGAAGAGGUCGAAAAUGAAAUCAAUGAACUAAUUAACUCGGGGUCGGAAGUUACUUCAUCUUCUUUGAGUUCCACCAUAUAUAACACUGUCGUUGGGAACCUCUUAUGACAGUGAUCCCAAGACGCUAGUGGGAAAAUGUCUGGUUCCAUGUUUUCUUUGAAUUUAAUUGUUGAUGUAUGAAUUGGUUGUGAAAUCUUAGAGAAAGACGAAGAGGAUGCUGGAAUGGCAAUUUUUCGUAGCUUCUUUUCUUAAUAAUUUGGUAUUUUCAGUGAGGUAUUGUAAUGCUGUGUGUUUUAAGAGUGGUGCAGAAGAUUCUGCUUAGGGUGGUAUAUGAGUGUUUCUGGUUAUAUUUUGUAAUGAACAGUCUUGUUUUAAUUUUUGUAAAAAAAUAGGCUUCUUUUUAUUUUA